CUACUCGCACACCAACUCUUAAGGCGCUCAAAAAAAGAGUGAACUCCUCUUCCUCUCCUUAGUUGCCCUUAUUCUUGCUCUACACGUGAUUCAAGAGAGUGAUGUAAAACCAUCCCUCACUCUUAUCUCCUCUCUCCUUCCUUCAACUUCUGAGUCUCUCCUCUCCCUCCCAUCUAUAUCUCUUGCCUUUGCUCAUAGCACCACUACCAACGGCACUAUAGGUAUAGAGAUGGAGGAAGGAAUUGUGGUGAGAGAGUAUGAGGAGCAGAGAGACCGGCUGCGAGCCGAGGCCAUGGAGCGGAUGUGCGAGGUGGGACCCAGCGGUGAGAUGACUCUCUUCACCGACCACCUCGGCGACCCCGUCUCCCGCGUCCGACACUCUCCGGCCUUCCUCAUGCUCGUUGCUGAAACAAGUGAGCCGGUGAAAGAGAUCGUAGGUAUAAUCCGCGGCAGCGUCAAGACCGUCACCUGCGGCAAGAGCAUCCCCCGAAACGCCGGCGCCGUCACCGCCAUGAAGCACCAGAACCCACUCCCCGCCCCUAUGUACACUAAAGUCGCCUACAUCCUCGGCCUCCGCGUCUCCCCCUUCUACCGGAGGAUGGGAAUUGGGUUGAGGUUAGUGAGGAGGUUGGAGGAAUGGUUUAAAGAGCAAGGGGCGGAGUACGCGUACAUGGCGACGGACAAGGACAACGAAGCGUCGGUCCGGCUGUUCACCGGGCGGUGCGGGUACUCCAAGUUCCGGACCCCGGCGAUCCUGGUCCACCCGGUGUUUGCCCACCGUCUCCCCAUCCCCCGCCUCGUCCGCAUCCUCCGCCUCCCCGUCGCUGACGCCGAGUCCCUCUAUCGCCUCCACUUCUCCACCACCGAGUUAUUCCCCCGCGACAUCGACGCCGUCCUCUCCAAUCACCUCUCCCUCGGCACCUUCUUGGCCGUUCCGGCGGGCAGCUGCGGCGGAGGGGAGUGGAAGUGGCCUGGGACAGAAGGAUUCUUGAGUGCGCCGCCGGAGUCGUGGGCGGUGGUGAGCGUGUGGAACUGCGGGGGGGUGUUCCGGCUGGAGGUGCGGGGGGCGUCGAGGGUGCGGCGGGGGCUGGCGUGGGCGACGAGGGCGGCGGACAGGGCGCUGCCGUGGCUGCAGAUCCCGUCGGUGCCGGACAUAUUCCAGCCGUUCGGGGCGCUGUUCUUGUACGGGAUAGGUGGGGAGGGGCCGGGGGCGGCGGCGAUGGUGGAGGCGCUGUGCAGGCACGCGCACAACAUGGGGAAGGGGACGGCGGGGGUGGUGGCGGCGGAGGUGGCGGCGUGCGAGCCGCUCCGGCGGGGGAUCCCGCACUGGCGGAGGCUGUCGUUCGCGGAGGACCUGUGGUGCGCGAAGCGGCUGGCGGAGGGCUACGGCGACGGCGGGGCUGUGGGGGACUGGACCAAGUCGCCGCCGGGCAACUCCAUCUUCGUAGACCCCCGGGAGCUGUGACGCCCCCUCCCAAGCUUUCCUUUUUUGGACUUCACUUCAGAAGGUUAGACUUAGAUAAGGGUGGAGCUUUUUCUGGUCCUCUUUUUGCUAAAAAAAGGGUGGGGGAAAGGAAAGGAAGGGGAUUAUGGCGCCGCGGGGGUGACGUGUACAUGGAAGGGUUCUGUUCUGGUUGCUUGUUUUGGUUGGAAAAGAUCUGUAACGGAUAGUAGAUAUGGGGGGAAUCCCGUGGAAGAUGUGGCGGAAACAAAGGUGGUAGCUUUUUGGUUCUUUCCGCUUUCCAGAGUUCCAUUUAAUUUUCUCCCUUUUUUUGUUUUAUUUUUGUCAAAAGAAUAGAUGGAAGAUGGAACUCUUUUGUAGAUGUAUAAUCUAAUAUGAUAUGAUAUU
Molecule: messenger RNA, 1849 nt
Organism: Phoenix dactylifera (date palm)
Lineage: Eukaryota; Viridiplantae; Streptophyta; Magnoliopsida; Arecales; Arecaceae
Source: RefSeq, a predicted model, not a curated record